Molecule: messenger RNA, 5233 nt
Organism: Argiope bruennichi
Lineage: Eukaryota; Metazoa; Arthropoda; Arachnida; Araneae; Araneidae
Product: alkaline phosphatase-like
Exons: 9
Coding region: 222-1874 (550 amino acids)
Biological process (GO): dephosphorylation
Molecular function (GO): alkaline phosphatase activity
Source: RefSeq, a predicted model, not a curated record
UAUUCCGGACAGGUCAGGGAAGAUUCGUUCAUCCGGCAAUCUGCUGUCCGGGACUUGAGAAGAACAGUUUAUUAGCGCCGGCAGUAGACGGAAUUGCGCUAAGAGUGGACGGAAGAAAAGAUCUGAAAUACGCGAAUUGGUUUCGAAAAAGGAUAAACGGGGGAGUUAUCCGGGUGUAGGAUAUCCGGCAAUUGUUAUUCGACUGGAACUGGGAUGUGAUUAUGAGCCGGACCACGUGGAUUCGGAUGUUGAUAGUUGGGCUGGUAUGUGCCAUUCAGCAGAUAAAAGCACAAGAUCGCUGGUACUGGUACCAGCAAGCGAAGAACCAGCUGAUGAAAAAUCUGGAGGACGACCGGAAUUACAAUGUGGCCAAGAAUAUCAUCCUUUUCAUUGGGGACGGGAUGGGGAUGACCACCGUGACCACUGCCAGGAUCCUUCGGGGACAGAAGAAAGGACAGACGGGAGAAGAGAAUGAGCUUGCUUUCGACAAAUUUGAAUACGUCGCCUUGGCAAAAACUUACAACACCGACAGCCAGGUAGGCGACUCCGGUGCGUGUGCAACAGCCCUCCUAUGUGGUGUGAAAGGCAGAUUCGAGACAGUUGGACUGGACGACAGCGGAGUCUACGAGAAAUGCGAAAGCAGUUUCCAGUCCCGGAUUCCGUGCUUGGCAGACUGGGCCCAGGCUGAAGGUAAAUCAACUGGGCUGGUGACUACAACGCGUGUCACUCACGCCACCCCCGCGGCGAUGUAUGGACACUCUGCGAGUCGCUAUUGGGAAAGUGACCCUAAAAUUCCUGAGGAAGACCGCAAAUUGUGCAAAGACAUCGCACGACAGCUGGUUGAAAAUGACCCAGGAAGAAAUAUUAACGUGAUCCUGGGUGGUGGUCGGUGGCAUUUCCUGCCCAAAAAGGAGGAGGGUGCCCCGGCUGACAUGGGGCGGCGGGAGGAUGGCCAGAACCUCAUCGAUGCCUGGUUGGAGGACAAGAAGACCCGUCGACUCAAGGCCCGCUACGUCUCCAACAAAAGAGAGUUCGAUAAAGUGGAUCCCAGAAGCACAGACUACUUGCUGGGUUUAUUUAACUAUGGCCAUAUGGCUUAUGAAGUGGACAGAGACAAAGGCCCGGAUGGAGAACCAUCACUGGCUGAGAUGACGCGGAAGGCCAUCGAAAUAUUACGAAAGAAUCCCAGAGGGUAUUUCCUCAUGGUGGAAGGUGGUCGCAUCGAUCAUUCUCAUCACUUCAACAACGCUCACAGAGCUUUGACGGAUACACUUGCUUUAGAAGAUGCUGUAAAUGUUGCUUUAGAUAUGACCAGACCGGACGAUACCCUCAUAGUUGUCACUUCGGACCAUUCACAUGUUUUUGCAUUUGGUGGCAACCCGAAAAGAGGGAAUCCUAUUUUAGGACUCGAUAACAAGCCGUCUGAUGUGGAUAAUAUGCCUUAUACAACACUAUUGUACGCUAAUGGACCAGGAUAUAAAAGAGAUUUGGUUACCGGCAGAGAAAACCUAACGGGCACAAACACAGAUGACAAAAACUACGUGCAGCAAAGCGCCGUACCUCGCAAGUGGGACACCCACGGCGGUGAAGAUGUUCCAGUUUAUGCUCACGGCCCCAUGGCUCAUUUGUUCCGAGGAGUACUCGAGCAGACUUACGUACCCCAUGCUAUGGCCUAUGCAGCCUGCAUAGGCCCUCAGAGGGAUGACUGUGAACGACGACGGCGACAGGCUUAUCAACGGCAAGUCAUCGAGUGCCCGUCGGCCCACAGGGACGACUCUUCAGGCCAAAGGCUUCUGGCGAGCUCGAUGGCAACCAUCUGGUGCUUUGCCUGGACAUGUGUUGAGCUGUGGAAGAUUCGAGCAGUUCUUACGUGACCUCACCAUCACCGGACUCCUGCAAACCCUGAGACUGCAAAGUAGGGUGAUGUGAUCCUACAUAUCCCGGCGUUCCUAUAAAGGAACGUAUUUGGAACUGUUCAUGUUUUGAUACGGUAAUUUAAUAUUAGGGCGAAGUCUUCAGAACAAAUUUCAGAGAAAGGUCAGAAAGUUUUAGAAUAAUGAAUUUAAUACUGAAAUGCUAAACUACAUUUUGAAUGAUGAUGUGUCUGAACACGGUCUCUGUGUUUUUCAGCGAAUGGAAACCGAGUCUCGUUCUCCUUUUUGAUUUUAAAAAAAAUGCUUAAAAAAUGUAUAUUUAAUCCAAUUUUCAAACAUAAGCUUCUUUAAAAAGGAAGCUUUUUAAGUAAUGUUGUUAUUGGGAUGUAGCGAGAAAAUGGAGACUCGUAAAUUUCUUCUUUCGCAUGUUUUGCUUAUAGAAGUUUCUUAAACACUUGUUCUCAUGAUGAGUUGUCAAUGAUGUAAAGUUAAAUAUUUUUGCAAUGAUGUUUCCGAAAGGCUGAUUUUCUCAAACGUUUUGCUGUACAAUUCAUAAUAUUUCAAAAUCUUCUAAUGUAAACUUUAUUCACGGCAUUCUUUAGAAUUUCUUAAAAUUUUUAGAUUAGAUUUUUUUAUUAAGAUUAUACUAAUUUUAAUGCGAGCGUGAUGGUAAGAUUACGCCAGAAACCAUGCUUACAAAACGCUUAGAAUUAUUUUCAAAAUAAUUUAAAAAUGCAUUGAAAUAUCCCUUACAAUAUUUUCCGGGUUAAUAUGAUCUAUACUUAAGGAUUUUUGCUCAAUAAUAUUUGAAUUUAUUCUAUUUAGCACUUGAGUCAUAUUUUCUGAUAAGAAGAAAAUUCACUCAUAUUAAAGGUACCCCUGAAAUCUUUCAACAAAAAAUAUAAUAAGACUUCAUCCUAAAGGAAACAAUGUUUUCUACUGACGUAAAACUGUUGUUACUUCACGGUGCAUGAACCACUGUGUGUAAAGCUGUUCAAACAAAACUCAAAUUUGUGAAUAUUCCAAAACGUAAGUUAGAACUCUCUUAAGAUGCAACUAAACAAAAAGAAACUUAACUUUCACUCAAACAUUCUUCUUGCUGUGUACCUUGUAAUGCUAAACUUUAUAAACCACGAUUUAGAUUAUCAUUAUAUACGAAAUGAUUCUUUUUUUUAAUCGUUCACUUCUUCAUUAUGCAAUUUUUAAACACGACUCUUUUGGAGCGAUGAGAGGGUCGCGGUGGCCUGAUGGUAAUUAUUACUUCGGAACCGGAUGGUUGCAGGUUCGAGUCCUGAUUACACCGAAAAAUCGUCAUGUAAGCCUGUCUGGUGCACGUUAAAUCCGUCGGGGCCAAACGUCCUGCCACUGAUGUGGUGUGAAAGCUUGUAGAGGAGAAUACCAGCUCAGGCGUCAUUCUCAUCAUCUGACAGAGGUUCAAAAUUACGAGGUAUGUCCCAAAAUAGUGUUCCUUUAAAACAGGGCGUUAAUAUAACUAAACUAAACUAAUUCGAAGUGAUGAAAGCAUACUAUAUAAUAGAUUACGUAAGCAGGCAUUUAAGUAAAAACCUUUUAUACUUGUAUCUUUAACGAAAGAACAACACAUUGUUUACAUAUUUUCCAGGAUUUUGACUUUAUUUUCUGUUUUGUAUCAAGAUGAAUUUCACAUUUUUGUAGCAAUGACAGAUUCAGUUUAGAGUCUAGUUCAGUAAAUGACGAUGGCCUCUUAUCACUUCUCAGGAAUAAAUAUUAUUUGACCAUUUGACUGUAAUGGACGCAGUAUAUGCGCUUUUCAAACUCCAUCACUGUUGUCUGUGACUGAAUAGGUGCGUUCGUGCAAGCCAUCUGCUCAUUCCUGUUCUAUCUGUGAGAUGUGUGAAUGUGCCCUCCUGUAAAAAGGGGUUGUGCAAGCGAAUGAGUGAUGCGUGAGUAGUCAAGUCGUACUCUUGGCCGAAGUUGGCUCUACGAUAAAAACAAGAGGCGCUCCACCUUAGGCUUAAAUCGGCUGUCUUUGAACAGCGGGCUUGUCCGUGGCAAGUGCCAUAAGAAACAACAACAACAACCUCAGCGAUUGUUACUACCGGCCACACGCGAAGCGCUUCUUGAGUAGUCAUCAAUCAAAAGGUUAAAGUAUGAUUCUAUAUCUUUUCUACAUAGUAGUUAGGAUGUUUUUACAUAUUCUCUAGAAAGUAUAUUAACUGAAUCGUUAAUUAUAACAAAAGUACAAGUUAUUUUCCUAUUUCUUAAGUUUACUUUGGAUCUUUCGUAGCUCAUUCGUUCUUAUAUUUCUCGUAAUUGCAAUUUUUACAUUUACAUUUUUACAUUUAUUCGUUUCCCUAUCGUCGUUGAAUUUUCUGCAAAAGAUAAAUGCUCUUCUCUUUUAUUAGUGUUCUGUGAUAUUUUAAUCCACUGUUAAUGUACUGAUGUAUAAGCAAUUUACAAUAAUUUCACCAUUUUAGCAUCAAUCUCUAAAACGUUACUCCUUUAUCGGAAUUUCUUUUCGAUGUUGUUUAGAUACAAGGUUUUUUUUAAAAGGAACUUUUAGAAUAUGCAUGAAAAAUGAAUAAAAAUUCAAAUAAACGCAAAUUUUAAAGGAUGCCGUGGAUAGAAUUUUAACUGAGGACUUGAAAAAUAUUUGACAGAACAGCACAGAUUUGAAAUUAGGCCGGCUGUUAGAUAGCAACUACAUAAUAUUUAAGCAAAUGGCAAGUGAUAACUUGGAAAUAAUAAACGUUUUUGGAAACUGCUUUCAAGAUUCCAUGUACAAGACUGCUCUUCUACAAACCAAAUGUAGAUUUUGUUUACAAAAAGUUGACUUUGAAGUGCAUGAUGUACAUAUAAAUGUGCAUAGACAUAAACCUCUAUAGUUUCUGUAUAUACAUGCGAAAGAAUUUAUGCACCGAUAAAUAUAUAUCCCCACCCCCACCGAUUUCUUCAUUUAGUUAUGCAUUACGUUCAAAAUGAGAAGAAAAGAAAUCAUGUUAUUACUUUUCAUAUUCUAAACUGAUCUUUUAGGAAUUCCUCCUUUUCACUUUUAUUUGAAUAAAUGGAAUUUUAAUUGUUAUUAUCAUUUGUUCUGUUCCAUAAAAGAAAUGAUAUGCAUCUGGACGAUUUAAACAAAAGUCUUGUUUUCAUUUCUUAAACGAGAUCAAGCUUUCAUUUUCAUUUUCUUAAGCACGCAUUAAGCAUGCGCAUUAACAUCAUUUUUUGCUAUUUUUUUGUAAAUUGCUUUUGGUAUUCUUUUUCCAUCAUGCUGUUUCUUUUUAUUCCUUUGUCUCAAGCUGAAUGGCACUGCAGUGACUGUCAUUAUUUUGAUUGUACCGAAAUAAGGAUUGUAAUAAAAAUAAAUGAAUUUCAAAGUA